Messenger RNA from Trichomycterus rosablanca, 1236 nucleotides. It is a transcript of the gene spcs2, whose product is annotated as signal peptidase complex subunit 2. Gene Ontology annotation, cellular component: membrane; signal peptidase complex. The record is from RefSeq and is a predicted model, not a curated record. The transcript has 6 exons. Gene Ontology annotation, biological process: protein targeting to ER. Bases 35 to 682 code for a protein of 215 amino acids. NCBI's taxonomy places the organism in Eukaryota, Metazoa, Chordata, Actinopteri, Siluriformes, Trichomycteridae.
GAGCCAGGUCACAGCAAAUGACCAGGAAGAGAAGAUGGCUGCAAAAAAUGGGAAGAAUGGUAUUCUGCAAAAAGGUCUCAGUGGGUCUGGCACCCUUCCUAAACACAGUUCACAAUGGAGGAUUGAUGAAAAACCGGUGAAAAUUGACAAAUGGGACGGUGCAGCUGUGAAAAAUUCUCUUGAUGAUGCAGCCAAAAAGGUACUCAUUGAGAAGUACGGCUAUGUUGAGAACUUCAGCCUUGUUGAUCAACGGCUCUUCAUUUGCACAAUCUCCUGCCUCUUUGCCAUUGUGGCUUUAAUUUGGGACUAUCUACACCCAUUCCCAGAGUCAAAACCAGUUCUAGCAUGCUGUGUUGUUUCAUAUUUCUUUAUGAUGGGCAUUCUAACCCUGUAUACAACGUACAAGGAGAAAAACAUCUUUCUUGUGGCUGUUCAAAAAGACCCAGCAGGCAUGGACCCAGACCAUAUGUGGCAACUUUCAUCCAGCCUUAAAAGGUUUGAUGAUAAGUACACACUGAAGGCAUCCUUCACGGAUGGGAAAACCAAGCAGUUCAGGGAGAAAGAGGUCACUGAGUCGGUCAGUGCAUUCUUCGAUGUUAAUGGAACAUUGGUGAUGGACCAGUAUGAAAAAUAUGUGUCAAAGCUUCAUGACACAUUGACAACAGACAAGAAAACCAAGUAAGAUUGAGCUUGAAUGUGGUGUACCAGCAAACGCUCAGCGACUCUAAACAUAAUCACUGAGAAACUUGGGGAUGUUAUAAUAUGUAUUUGUAUGUUAUCUAGCCUUAAGCUAAUAAACUGCAUCAAGACGGUCAUUUUUUUGUUGCUUUUUUUUGUUGCAAUUCCUAUAUAGAUCUAAUUGGAUUUUCCCUGCAUUGCAUUUUAGUUUAAAUAAAUGUCUUUUUUAAGCUUUACAUAUUGUCUCUUUAUCAUAAUUCUAUGAUUUGCUCUUUAUGCAUAAUGCAUUGGGUUUUUAAAACUGACCUGUGUGAAUGGGGACUUUCAGACCUAACAUGGCAAAAAAAUUAAAUCCAGUGUUGUUUUUGUUUGUCAGUUUCAGCAAAAUAAUCUCUUUUUUUGUAUUUAUUUGUAGCAGUUAGAAUGCAACACAGUACAGUACAGUUUCUUUGUAAUAUGAAAACUUUGUCCCAAAUUUAGAGCUUGAGCUUAUAUUUUUUGUAUCAGUUGUUGGAAGAAAACGUUAGUUGAAAUAAAAAGAAAGCUUUUACUCAUUUU